AUGUGUGAGAGUGAAAGGAAACCCAAGCACGGGAAGGAGCCUGCCCCUGCUCAGCAAAGCCCUGGAAGAACAGGAGCAGCACAUCACUCUGGUGGCAAGGUGAUGCGGCUCAGGGUCCUGCUCUUGGACAACACAUAUGAAGUGUUUGAAGUGGAGAACCAGCCAGGCUGCGGCUUCCAUGCUCUAACGGGUCAUCGCCUCCAGCGGUAUCCAAAGCAAAAAGCGACUGGGAAGAUCCUGUUUGGUUGCAUCUGCCAACACCUGAGGCUGGUUGAGGAGGAUUACUUCGGUGUGGAGUUUGGCAAUCGCCAUGGGAACAUGGUUUGGUUGGAUCCCCUAAAACCCAUUUUCAAACAAAUCAGGGGUGAGAAGAAUGUUCUGUUCCAGUUUGUAGUGAAGUUCUUCCCACCAGAUCCCAGCCAGCUGAAGGAGGAACUGACAAGAUAUUUGUUUGCUCAGCAAGUCAAAAGAGACCUGGUUGCCAGGAGACUCCACUGCAAUGACAACAGUGCUGCUCUGUUACUAUCCCACAUCAUCCAGACUGAGAUUGGUAACUUUGAUGAAGAAUUGGACCUAGCACAUCUGAAAUCUGAGAUCUACCUUCCAACCCAGGAACUACUGAUUCAUAAGAUCAUGAAGUUUCACCAGAAACUUGUUGGACUGACCUCAGCUGAAUGUGACACCUCUCUGCUGGACACUGCACGGAAGCUGGAGAUGUACGGCAUCAGGCUGCAUCCAGCCAAUGAUGGAGAAGGAACAGAAAUCAACUUGGCUGUCUCUCACAUGGGCAUCUUGGUCUUUCAGGGCAAAAUUAAGAUUAAUACAUUCAACUGGGCCAAGAUACGCAAGCUGAGCUUUAAGAAGAAAUAUUUCCUCAUCAAGCUCCAUUCUAACAUUAACACAUCCUGUCUUUGAAAAUCACAGACUUCUUCCAGUAAGGACUCCUUGGAAUUCCUGAUGGAAAGCCGUGAUACAUGCAAGCACUUCUGGAAGACGUGCGUUGAAUAUCACACGUUCUUCAGGCUCCCUGAAGAACCCAGGUCAAAGGCCAGGUCCUUACUGUGCAGCAAAGGUUCUGGCUUUCGGUACAGUGGAAGAACCCAGAAGCAACUAGUGGAGUACAUGAGCAAAGGAGACUUCAAGAAAGCAGCCUUUGAAAGGAGACCAUGCCUCGUACAAACUGAAGAACAUUCUGUUCCAAGGCAGCAGAGACAGGAACAGACACAUAAUCAUCGCGAGAGUGGUCCAUCAAAUCCAAAAGUUAGAGGCCAACAGAAGGCAGUGCGAAGAGAGAGGAAGGAGCCAACAGUGGAGAUAGUGUUCACUGCUGAGCUUGAGAGGUCCAAACCUGAGGCUGACCCUUCAUCGGAUGUUCUUUCAGGCAUGGACACCUCCAUUAUCUACACUGGUGGCAGUGACACAGAGGUUAAGGAGGACACAGCCCCAUUGCAAAGGCACCCACAACCAUUCCAGGCACUCAGAAUUCAAAGGAACACUGGCAUAGGAAAUCAGACUGAUGGGAAUUUCUCUAGAUCCAGGACAACUAGCCAGCACAUUGAUGAUGCUUUCACAAAUUCACCCAACUGUUUGUUUCUCAAGGUACAGAAAGCUCCUUCAGCGAUGGACAGGAUUGUUCGGCCUUCUGGUGUGGCUCGCCCGGUUAGCCUGCCUGCGCGCAGUGGCUUAGCCAAAUAUGACCUUUACCAACAGUCUAUGAUGAGAAGUAGCUACAGCAACAGUCUCAACGUAGUGAAGGAGGAAGAAACCCACUCAGAAGGUGGCCUGCAGCCUCCCAGACGAUCACACAGCCAGUCAGACAUGAAGGCCCUUGGCCUAGAUUGUGCACCAGAGUUACAGCCAUUAGUUCAUUACCUGCCAUUGAAUUGGAGGCAGAAUCCCAAUAAACUGAGGCCUGCACAUCCAGCCCAUGUUGCCCUCCAGCAGAAGGAAGCUAUCAGGGCAACCGAGAGAUACAUCAGCAGCGGCACUGAGUCCAGUGACUCGGACUCAGAGAUCAUUAGCCCCUACUUCCACCCGUGUCUCUUUGGCAAAGCUCUCCAAUCUUCAGUGCCGAGGAGGGGCUGCUUUCCCUCAAUCAGCCUUCAACCAAGGGAAAAUGCCUCAUUUGAUCUGAACUGCAAAGACAAUACCAGACACUUGACCAUCUACACUGAAUUCAUUUAGUCUUGGGUCUCUGAGAACCCAUGCUCUUGGCCAGUGUAGGGAGUUCUAGAACUGGUCACACAUGCCACGAGGUAGGGACCUGUGCAUUGUACUAUUUGUGCUUACUUCCCUCAAUACAUUCUGGAUCACUCUUGCACCAAUGGCUCAUUCAAGGAUUAGCUAAGAUUCAGCCACUGUGUAUCCUAUUCCCCUUGAUUCACCAUACCCAAAGUUACUGCCACAUAAUGAAGGUGACUGUGAUGUGAUUAGCCUUGGGGAGGGUUGUAGGCUGUUACCCAGAGCUGGCCUUUAAAUUAAAGCCACAUAAAUUGACUCAACUCUGAUUCCACAGGCUACAUUGCACAGAGGUGGGCUGAGGGUUAGUUACAUUGCAGCUGGGAUAUAUAAUCCAGGCCACUUCAGGACAGACUGUCACAACAUUAUGAAAAGUUGGUGUAUGAACCUCUCCAGAUAUCCAGUGCUGAGACGAGAUUCCUAGUCAGGCAGGGGAUAAGUUCCAAACCAAGUUCUUGCUGUCUUGUUUAAACUCCAGUGUCAAUUUAACUUUAAUCAAGGAGAACAUGAGUCUGAGCAGUAAUAAACACACUUCACUGUAUUCCUUUUGAUACUUGGUUUAUUUAACAGUUUGGUAUGGAGUAGCUGAUUUCAUACUUUGAGUUGCCAGUAGGCUGUGGUGGAGCAUGUAUGUCCCUCUGUGGGGUAACCCACCUAUUUAUGGGCUUAAGUAAACAUUUAAAUCAACCUGCCUGCCCCACACAUUGGAGUAACUGGGCUGAUUGGUCCUGUUAAUAAAACCUGGUUUGCUAUGAACUGCAUUUUUAAGUUGGAUGGGAUCUGGCCAGUGGUAUCAACGUAAUGUUGGAAACAGCUGAAAACAUUUGCACAGCAAGCUCACAUAAAUGUGAUGACCUCCAGACAGCCCCAUUGCUCCUGGUACUUUUUGCAAAAUAAAUAUUGUGCAGGGUAACGAGGAGAUAUAUCAGACUCCUCUUGAAAAUUAUAUCCUGGGUUUGCUCGAGUCCACCUGAGGGGUUAGAUAGGGUCUCCAUCUAUCUGGAUGAUGGCCCCUCCUCCAUCGGUGAGCUGAAAUGUGUGUGGGAUUCAUGAACACGAGGCUCUGGAGUUGAUCAAUCCUCAUCAUUCAGAUCCAGAGGUGAACGUGCUACCAGUCAUUGACAGUUGGGCAAGAUACCACAUCUGGAAUUUUAUGUGCAGUUUUGGUUGUCGAGCUAGUUGGAAGGAGUUAAUUAAACUGGAAAGGGUGCAGAACACAUUCACGUAGAUGUUGCUGGAAUCGAAGGGUUUGAGUUGAGGGAGAAACUGGAUAGGCUGGAACUAUUCCUCUGGAGCCCAGGAGGGUUAACAAUGCUAUAAUAGAGAUCUAUAAAGUCAUGAGGAGCACAGGUAAGGACAGUUGUAUUCCUCAGGGUGGAGGAGUUUAAAACUAGAGGGCUUAGUUGAGAGGAAAAAAUAAUUAAAGAGAACCUGAGUGGCAGGUUAAUUUCAACAGGCGGCGAGUAGAUGAGCUGUGAGAGGAAGUGGUUCAGGUGGGUAUAAUUCCAAUGUUUAAGAGAGGUAUAUGGAUUGGAAAGAUUUAGAGGGACGUGCCAAAUGCAGGAAAAUGGUACUAACUCUGGUAGACAACUUGGUCCAGGAAAGGUGGGACCUGAAAUGGAGAGGUACUAAUACCCUUGCAGGAAAAUUUGUUAUUGCUCCACGGUGGGGUUUAAACUAGAGAUGCAGGGGAAUGGGAAACAUAGAGCCAGAACAGUUAGUGGAGAGGUUGUGGAGGCAGAUGUUGGUAAGACAACAAAGUCAGGAAUCAAACAGUUGAACAUGGUGCGACUAGUGUCGUGAGCCACCUAUAUUUCAUAGGAAAGGCAGAUGUGCUCAGGACAUGGAUCAACACCUGGAAUUAUGGUGUCAUAGCCAAUAGUGAAACUUGGAUGCAGGAGGGGCAGGACUGGCAGCUCAGUAUUCCAGGUACCAUUGUUUUAGACGAGACAGAGCAGGAAGGAUGGAGUUCCUAGUCAGGGAAAAUGUCACGGCAGUGCUCCAUCAGGACAGACUGGAGAACUUGUCUAGUGAGGCUUUCUGUGUGGAACCGAGAAAUAAGAAAGGUAUGACCAUGUUAAUGGGGCUAUGUUACAGACAACCCACUGUCUCAUGGAUUUAAAGGAAAAAAUUUGUAAAGAAUAAUUGUUGCAAGAAAGGUUGUUAUAGUUGGUGAUUUUAACUUUCCACAUACUGACUGAGAAUCCCAUAUUGUAAAAAGACAAGAUGGGAUGGAGUUUGUCAAAUGUGUUCAGGAAAGUUUUCUUUAUCAGUAUGUAGAAGUCUCAACGAGAGAGUGUGCAAUACUGAUUCUAUUAGGGAAUAAGACAGGGCAGGUGACUGUGUGUAGGGGAACACUUUGCAUCCAGUGACCACAAUGCCAUUAGUUUCAAAGUAAAUAUGCAAAGAGAAAAAAGGAAGAGUACAGCAGGUAUACGCAAGUAGGAACAAAUUAGCUGCUUAUGGAGUAUAAGCAAUGCAAGAGAACACUUAAAGAAAUCAGGAAGGCUAAAAGAAGGUAUGAAGUUGCUCUAGUAGAUAAGGUGAAGGCAAAUCCUAAGCAAUUCUACAGGUACUCGAUGUUCAGAGCAAAAGGAUUGCUAGGGACAAAAUUGGUCCUCUGGAAGACCAGAAUGGUAUUUCAUGUGUGGAGCCAAAACAGAUGGAGAGAUGUUAAAUGCAUUGCUUUUUGCAAUCUGUAUUUACCCAAGAGACAAAUACAGAAUCUAUAGAAGUGAGGUAAAGUGGCAUCUACUCCAUAGACCCUGCACAGAUUACAGAGGAGGAUGUGCUUGCUAACCUGAGGCAAAUCAGGGUGGAUCGAUCUCCAGGGUCUGACUAAGUGUCCCCUCUGAUCCUACAACAGUGCAAGUGCUGACGUCUUCCGGGCCUUAGUAGAUAUUUAAAACAUCCUUAGCAACAGGGGAGGUAUUGAAGGAUUGGAGGAUAGCCAAAGUUUUUUUUUGCUGUUUAAAAAAGGCUCUAAACAUAUACCAGGAAAUUAUAGUCCAGUGAAUCUGACAUCAGUUGUGGGAAAGUUAUUGGAAGGUAUUCUAAAGGACAUGGAUAGACACGGACUGAUAGUCAGCAUUGCUUUGUGCGUGGUAGGUCAUGUCUAACAGAGUUUUUUUUUUGAUGAAGUUACCAGGAAAGUGGACGAAGGCAAGGCUGUGGAUGUUGUCUACGUGGACUGCAGUAAGGCAAUAGACAAAGUCUCACUUGGGAGGCUGCUCAAGAAGAUUCAGUUGCUCAGCAUUCAGGAUGAGGUAGUUUACUACCAUGGAUUAGACAUCAUCUUUCUGGGAGAAGACAGAGAGUGGUAGGAGAGGGUUGCCUCUCUGACUAGGGGCCUGUGACUACUGGUAUGGUGCAGGGACCAAUGCAAGAUCAGCAAAUUGGUGAAUGACACCAAGACUGGGUGUGCAUUGGAAGUAGGGAAGGCUAUCAUGGCUUGCAGAGGGAUCUUCAUCAGCUGGAAAAAUGGGCUGACAAAUGGCAGACGGAAUUUAAUGCAGACAAAUCUGAGAUGUUGCACUUUGGGAGAACCAACCAGGGUAAUUCUUACACAACAAGUGAUAGGGCACUAGGAGUGGGGUAGAACAAAAAGAUCUGGGAGUACAGGUACACAAUUUGUUGAAAGUGGCAUCACAAGUAGAUAGGGUUUAAAGAAAGCUUUUGGCAUAUUGGUCUUCAUAAAUCAAUGGAUUGAGUAUAGAAGAUGGGAUAUUAUGUUGAAGUUGUAUAAGACAUUGGUGAGGCCAAAUUUGGAGUAUUAUGUGCAGUUUUGGUCACCUACCUACAGGAUAUAUGUAAACAAGGUUGAAAGAGCGCAGAGAAAAUUUACAAGGAUGUUGGAUGUUGCUGAGUUAUAGUGAAAGAUUGAAUAGGUUAGGAUUGUAUUCUUUAAAACGUAAAAGACUGAGGAGAUUUGAUAGAGGUAUGCAAAAUUAUGAGGACUAUAGAUAGGGUAAAUGCAAGCAGGCCUUUUCCACUGAGUUUGUGUGGGACUACAACCAGAGGUUAUGGCUUAAGAGUAAAAGGUGAGAAGUUUAAGGGGACAAUGAGGGUGAUGAGAGUGUGGAAUGAACUGCCUGCACAAGUGGCCCAUGCAAGCUCCAUUUCAAUGUUUAAGAAAAGUUUGGAAAGGUACAUGGAUAGUAGGGGUAUGGAGGGCUAUGGUCCCACUGCAGGUCGAUGGAAGUAGGCAGUUCAGAUUUUUCUGGCAUUGAUUAGAUGGGCCAAAGGG
Messenger RNA from Hypanus sabinus (Atlantic stingray), 6484 nucleotides. RefSeq names its product FERM domain-containing protein 7-like. The transcript is spliced from 13 exons. The record is from RefSeq and is a predicted model, not a curated record. Gene Ontology annotation, molecular function: guanyl-nucleotide exchange factor activity; cytoskeletal protein binding. Gene Ontology annotation, cellular component: cytoskeleton. NCBI's taxonomy places the organism in Eukaryota, Metazoa, Chordata, Chondrichthyes, Myliobatiformes, Dasyatidae.